This is a messenger RNA of Cervus elaphus (red deer), 5125 nucleotides long. RefSeq names its product EBF transcription factor 3 (gene EBF3). Gene Ontology annotation, molecular function: RNA polymerase II cis-regulatory region sequence-specific DNA binding; DNA-binding transcription factor activity, RNA polymerase II-specific. Bases 618 to 2510 code for a protein of 630 amino acids. The transcript has 18 exons. The record is from RefSeq and is a predicted model, not a curated record. Gene Ontology annotation, biological process: regulation of transcription by RNA polymerase II. Lineage: Eukaryota; Metazoa; Chordata; Mammalia; Artiodactyla; Cervidae.
CUCGGCCGAGAGCCAGAGGGUGCAUUCACAGGUUGCCCCCUGGAUGGACACGGGUCCAGCCCGGACUCAGAGGCCGGCCAUGCAUCCUGAGACCCCAACUUGGCCGAAGUUUCUGGAUGGCUCCCGCUCACCAGGCCCCGCACCACUCGGCCGUGGAGGACGUGGGACGGGAGAGACGCGAGGGGGAAGUUCAGGCCUGGCGCGCGCGGAACCGCCCGCCCCCUCCCGCGGGCGGGCCGCGCCAGAAGCGGGCGAUCCCGCAGUGCCCUGCAGCCGCGGACGCCGCCUGGCUAGGAUGACACCACGUUGAGCGCGCCUGCAAACAACAACAACAACAAGCGCCGCCGCGGCCACCGCGUCCUGCUCCUCCGAAGCGCCGCCGCCGCCGCCGGUGGAGCCGCCGGUGGAGCCGCCUCCGCGCCCCCGGCCGUCCGGAGCGUCCAGCCGCCGGUGUAUGUCGCGCCUGCCCGGGACGGGCUGAAGCCGGCGGCGGGCCGGACCGCAGGCGCCGAGCAGGGCCAGCGCGGCCAGGGCAGCCGCCUGCCGCCGAGCCCCCCAGCGCCGCUGCUCGCGGAAGCGCUUUCGGCCGGGAGCGGCGGCCGCCGCCAGCAGUUUUCAUGUUUGGGAUUCAGGAGAAUAUUCCGCGCGGGGGGACGACCAUGAAGGAGGAGCCGCUGGGCAGCGGCAUGAACCCGGUGCGCUCGUGGAUGCAUACGGCGGGGGUGGUGGACGCCAACACGGCCGCCCAGAGCGGCGUGGGGCUGGCGCGGGCGCACUUCGAAAAGCAGCCUCCUUCCAACCUCCGGAAGUCCAAUUUCUUCCACUUCGUGCUGGCGCUCUACGACAGGCAGGGGCAGCCGGUGGAGAUUGAAAGGACCGCUUUUGUGGACUUUGUGGAGAAAGAGAAAGAGCCCAACAACGAGAAAACCAACAACGGCAUCCACUAUAAACUCCAGCUGCUGUACAGCAACGGAGUCAGAACGGAGCAGGAUCUGUAUGUUCGCCUCAUAGAUUCAAUGACCAAACAGGCCAUCGUCUAUGAGGGCCAGGACAAGAACCCGGAGAUGUGCCGCGUGCUGCUGACCCACGAGAUCAUGUGCAGCCGGUGCUGCGACAAGAAGAGUUGUGGCAAUAGGAAUGAGACACCCUCAGACCCUGUGAUCAUUGACAGAUUCUUUCUAAAGUUUUUCCUCAAGUGCAAUCAGAACUGUUUGAAGAAUGCAGGCAACCCCCGGGACAUGCGAAGAUUCCAGGUUGUCGUAUCCACCACGGUCAACGUGGACGGCCACGUGCUGGCCGUGUCCGACAACAUGUUUGUGCACAACAACUCGAAGCACGGGCGGCGGGCGCGCCGCCUGGACCCGUCAGAAGGUACGGCCCCUCCUUAUCUGGAAAAUGCCACUCCGUGCAUCAAGGCCAUCAGUCCCAGCGAAGGCUGGACCACGGGGGGCGCGACCGUGAUCAUCAUCGGAGACAACUUCUUUGACGGGCUCCAAGUCGUGUUCGGGACAAUGUUGGUGUGGAGCGAGCUGAUCACGCCCCACGCCAUCCGCGUCCAGACCCCGCCGAGGCACAUUCCCGGAGUCGUCGAGGUCACCUUGUCCUACAAGUCCAAGCAGUUCUGUAAAGGUGCUCCGGGGCGGUUUGUCUACACCGCCCUUAAUGAACCAACCAUAGAUUACGGCUUUCAGAGGUUGCAGAAAGUGAUCCCGAGACAUCCGGGUGAUCCUGAAAGGUUACCCAAGGAAGUGUUGCUCAAGAGGGCGGCCGACCUCGUGGAAGCCUUAUACGGGAUGCCCCACAACAACCAGGAGAUCAUCCUGAAGCGGGCGGCUGACAUCGCCGAGGCGUUGUACAGCGUCCCUCGCAACCACAACCAGAUCCCUACCCUGGGCAACACCCCCGCACACACGGGCAUGAUGGGCGUGAACUCAUUCAGCAGCCAGCUAGCGGUCAACGUCUCAGAGACGUCACAAGCCAACGACCAAGCAGUCGGCUACAGUCGGAACACGAGCAGCGUGUCCCCGCGAGGAUACGCGCCGAGCAGUACUCCCCAGCAGUCCAAUUACAGCACAGUCAGCACUAGCAUGAACGGCUACGGAAGUGGCGCCAUGGCCAAUCUAGGGGUCCCGGGCUCGCCUGGAUUUCUUAAUGGCUCCUCCGCUAACUCGCCCUACGGCAUAGUGCCGUCCAGCCCCACCGUGGCAGCCUCUUCGGUCGCCCUCCCUUCAAACUGUAGCAGUACACACGGCAUUUUCUCAUUCUCACCUGCCAAUGUCAUCUCUGCAGUGAAACAAAAGAGCGCCUUCGCGCCCGUGGUCCGGCCCCAAGCCUCCCCUCCUCCUUCCUGCACCAGCGCCAAUGGGAACGGACUGCAAGGCUCUCUGCUGGGUGCUGAGGACGCUACCGUGGAGAAGACAAACUGGCCCUUUUGUGAAGUCGGUGGCAUAUUUCACUUUGAUGAACUAAUGCUCAAAAAAGGAACUGGAAAGCUAUGUCUGGGCUGGUAGUCCCGCCCAUGUGAGGGGCGCUGUGACCUGCCGCCACGCAGCAUCCAAGGACGGACUUCAGGGGACACGUCAGGACACGCGAGGUGCUGGCGGGACGGGGUCUUCAGUAUGUCAGCAGCGGCCGAGAAGCUACAAGAGACUUUGUUUAAAGAUUUUAUUUAAACUAUUAAGAAUCAACAUGCAAACAACCUACUCCUUCAUGAACAAUUCCAUUUUAUUGACUGAACUUUUCUCAUAUUUUCACAUUUCUCAGUCCUGAAGAAUAAGGAAAACAAAGCGACGCCUAUUUUGUAUAAAGUUUCUGACUCCGUCUUGGCUAUGUCUAGUACUUGCUAUGUGUUGGGAGAAACUUUGUGAAUGCACCAUUUUGAUGAUCAUAAAACACUGAUGAAAAAACGCCUCCAGACAUUUUUCUGUAUUCAUACUUAGAUUCACAAUGGUUGUGUAUCUCUAUAAUGUGAAAUAUUUUUUUGUGGUGACAAAAGGGGGCCAAGGAGGUCUGAGCCAUCAAACUGGAAGAAAGGAAGACUAUAUGGUUAGGAGAACUGGGGUGGCAGGGGUGGGGGGGAGGGCGGGUUUAUCAUUGCUUAACUUCAUCUUAAUGAAAUGAAACUUUGUAACUUAUUGUAGUUAGAAAUUGUAACUUUGAUAUUGAAUUCUCUUGCCUUCAACAAGCACACUGACAGAGAAAAAAAGAAAUGCUACUGUCUGUUGGUUAAAAUAUUCCCCACUGCUAGAGCUUCCUGUUACCAAGUGUGAUCUGCGGCUUUUUUUCAACUUUUGCUAGCACUGUAUACUAUUGCAUUCUUAGGCUACUGUGACGUCCAUGUUUCUUGUACCAGAAGUUGUCCUUUUGACUUCUAGAUCCUUCUUCCCUGAUGUGUUUUGUAUGUGGUUAUAAAAUUGUAGACUUUUGUGAUUUUGCCAAAGUUGUAGCUAAAUAUUUAUACACUUGUCUUGAAUUUUUUUCAGAUCCACUUAAAUAUUUAGAAAAAAAAAAAACCAAGUUUUAUUCCCUAUGCGUCUUAUAAGGAAUAAAAUGGUCUCCAUUCAACACUUACUUUUCCAUGAACACUUGCUGUUGCUAAGGGACUUUAUUUUGUAACAUAUCAAUUAUAAAUAUUGUAUUUAUCUUCGAGAUUUUGUACAUUGCUUUUCCUGCCGUUUUCGGUUUUCGUUUCCUUGUCUGUGUUGGUUUUCAAUCAUGGCCUGGUGUGAGAUGCUGGAAGAGCAUUCAGCCAAGAACUGUCUGUCUGAUCCGUCUGUUCAGUGAACCAGCGUCCUUGCAUUUCAUUUGUACUUCCAGAAUUUGCUAUUGUUUAGACUUUCCGUCCUUUUAUUUUUUUUAAUUUUGAGGAAAAGUCAAAUUCAUUGUUUAUUUUUAUAUUAUUUUUAAGUUAUCUGAACAAAUACUUUUGAAGGAAAAAAAAAAAAAGUUCGUUGUAUAGUCAAAACAAAAACGGUGCCACCCGGCUGUGACAAGUCCUAGUAGAUUCCGUGCAUGUGGAACGGCCACGGAGAGGCGACGCCGUUUGGAGCGGCGUCCUUCUCUCAUUAUUAUUUUUCUUUUUGUAGAAUGUAAAAAGUCAUUUUAGCUGCCACCCAUGACUUUGCCACAUAGCUCAACCGUGUUUACUGGAGAAAUUCAGAGGCCUAAAGUUUAAAAUAAAAUUUACUUCUGAUGUUUUAAUUAAAAUGUUUGCCACAUUAACUUCUCCGAUGCCUUAAAAGUGGACUUCUUUAAAGAACCUUUGUGCUAUCUUAUCACAGGCUUACACCACGAUUGUUAAUCGAGAUUUCAUUUGGAGAUUUAUGGUGACGUGCACACACACGCAUGUGCACACACACGCACACACACACGCACAAGCCCCACGGGCCCGUCUCACUGCUCUCUGCAUCCGGGCCUGCUGUGUCCUGUGUCCUCCUGAGCCCAGCCCAGACUCGGAGGGCCCAGGGGACCCACAGCCACCCCUUGUCCGGAACCCCCUUUUAACAACACCUUUCCUGUGGUCAGACCCCAGCGGCGCUGUCUACUUUCUGAACUGGAACGACCUCCUCGCGACACUGUACCUGUUAGUGCCAAACCCGCGGUGAGACCAGGAGGCCGUUUUCUUUUCCCUCUGCGGACGCACAGCACAGCCAAUACUUUGCAGCAGAAAUCAAAUCUAAAAAAGGAGGGACUUCUUAAAAUUCUCUUGAGAAAGACCAAAACAAAACAUGCCAGGCUUAAAGGUGUUCAUUUGAGGGACUAAAUCGAAGAAUCGGAACAUCCCGGAGGCCAGCGGUCACACUCUGGCCCUGUGACCGGCCUGAGGAGUCACUUUGGAACUCAUUUGCCUCCGUUUUAUUUUGUAUACGUAAGGGUUUGACCUAAAAACGAGCUCAUGUGUACACAUUAGGGACAUUUGUGAGUCUGCUCACCCCACACUUGGUUUGGGUCUAGUUGCCCUCACGGCAUCAUCAUCUCAAAACCGAGCGCGCCACUAAAUGGUAGAUUUUACUGUUGAAGACCCUACAAUAAGAUUGUUUUAUCUGUACAUUUUUUUUCAGAUAUUUAACUGUAUAAAAAUGUUCAUUUUACACGAUAUUUAAUUAAAGUAUUUCUUGUCUGUGAA